AUGAGUGCCGCCCAGCCAAACGGCAUACCAAAUGACCAAACUAUCGAUGAUAGAGCACCUCCAGUAGUGGGAAUUAACUUUGGGCCUGUGGCUAAAGCUGCUCAACAGGAUUAUGCACCUGAUUGUAUUGCAAAUGAGGAUGGAGAACGUCAAAUUGCUACCGCAUUGUCUUUUUAUGGCGAAGAAGUGGUGCGUAGAGAUACAUCCACCAAGGAUAAAAACUUAAGAAUGCCAGCAAGAUAUACAGAUGUAGCACACGUUAAGACUGCUGCAGCCCCUGUGAUCGAUCAUCAAGGGGAACCAUCGUUUAAUGUUCAAGUUUUGGAACCGGCUCCGGCAGUCCCCUCAUUGCAACCAACUCCCAGAGGAUCGCAUGCGGCCACACCCCUGCAAUCACCUCCACCAGAACUGGCGGAACCAACUUACACCACAAAAAAUUUAACCGUUUCCGCAGUAGCGACGAUCGUGAUACAAUCCUUGGUCAAUUCUGCUGCAGACUUCCUGGGCCAGCGGAUUCAAGGGGCAGUCAUUACAGUCCCCACUCACUUCUCCCAGGAAGCCAGACAGGCUCUAAGAAAAUCAGCCGAAGCUGCGGGGGUCCAUGUUUUACAGCUUUUGGAUGAUGCUGCAGCUGCUUCGUUGGCGUAUUCCUCGCUCGAGAAGCCACCAUCUCGUGAUCGGACCUCACUCAUUCUCGACCUGGGGGCUUCUGCCUUAGAUCUCACCCUCCUGUCAAUCAAGCAAGGUCUUGCUCACUCUCUUGCGUCUUCACAUACGCCAGAUAUAGGCGGUGAUGCCAUUGAUGACAAGCUUGUGGCCUUUUUUGCGAAGGAAUUCACGAAGAAGACAAAAGUCCAGCUUUCCCCUACAAGUACCCAAGCUGCCGAUUUGCGUGCCCUCACAAAAUUGAGGCUUGCUGUGGAACAUACAAAGCGAACACUUAGCGCCAGUCCUGGUGCUGCAGCCUGCAGCGUCGAAUCCCUCAAAGAUGGGCUUGAUUUUAGCGGUACCAUCAACCGGCUACGAUUUGAUGUUGAAAUGAAGGGAAUUUACGCCGCAGUUGCAGACGCUGUCAAGCAGCUAUUGGAGUCUCUGAACAUGGACAAUACUCUUCUGGACGAAGUCAUUUUAGUUGGAGGCACAGCAUUAUUACCUGGUUUGACCAGCCAAUUGGCUAAUAUCUUGCAUGAUUCGACCGAAAUUCGGUCAGAGAUCGAUCCAUCUCAAGUUCUAAGUCGUGGUGCCGCAGUUCAAGCUGGCGUCCUCGCCUCGCUGUCCCCGAACGACCCCUUAUUAGCCGCUUUCGAAGAGGAUGCCACUGUUCUCGAUGCCCAAGUCACCACUAAGGCAUUAGGGAUCUAUUUACCCCAAGAAGGCUCGGAAGACGGCUCAUCUGAACACUACAUACAGGUCAUCGCCGCUGAAACCCCCUUACCUGCUCGAAGAACCGUAUCUUUCACAACUCACCUAACUGAGGGAAACGAAAACGGUGAAGUUGGCCUCGAAGUUUGGGAAGUUAAGGACACUGUCAAGAUAGAAAAGACAAAGCUCGAGGUGGAUCCGGAAGAUGAAGAGGAAGAAGAGCCCGAGGAAAUUGAAACGAAGGAGCGAGUAGUGGAGAAGGAGUCCUUCCUAGGGUCUCUGAAACUACCCGUGGUUGGGAUGAGGGUAGGAAAGAAGAAGAAAGGGCCAUUGGAAGCGACUAUCAUGGUUACGUUUAUAGUGGCUCCGAACCGAAGUGUGGAG
This is a messenger RNA of Acaulospora colombiana, 1746 nucleotides long. The record is from the annotation of a GenBank genome assembly. Lineage: Eukaryota; Fungi; Glomeromycota; Glomeromycetes; Diversisporales; Acaulosporaceae.